Mustela lutreola (European mink) is the source of this 1341-nucleotide messenger RNA. RefSeq names its product mesothelin-like. Bases 123 to 1328 code for a protein of 401 amino acids. Gene Ontology annotation, cellular component: cell surface. The transcript has 11 exons. The record is from RefSeq and is a predicted model, not a curated record. Lineage: Eukaryota; Metazoa; Chordata; Mammalia; Carnivora; Mustelidae. Gene Ontology annotation, biological process: cell-matrix adhesion.
AUUGGUUGGUCUUGAGAGCAGGGCUGGAGGCCCUGUAGACGCCGCCCACAGGGGCCUGAGAAGGUUCCAUCCGGGAAUCUGACACCCUCUAGCCCCAUAAGGCCCUGCACUGGCCCAGGACUAUGGCCAUGCGAACCGCCCAGCCCGCCUGGGGGUCCUGGGGCACCUCCGCCGGCGGCAGCCUCCUGCUCCUGCUUCUCAGCCUCGGGUGGGCGUUUCCUUCCAGGGCCCAGGCUGCAGACUUGAGACUGGAUGUCAUGACCCCAUGGCUGCAGGGUACCUCCCGGGUCUUGUCCUGGUGGCGACCUGAGCUAUCUGUCGUCCUCUCGCGGGACCGGAGGGACACAGACAGCAAGGUCUGCCCGCCCUCGAGGAAGGCCCACGUGAUAGAUGAAAACCUUGUCUUCUACGAGGAGUGGGAGCUGGAGGCCUGUGUGGAUGGGGCCCUGGUGGCCGCUCAGAUGGACCGCGUGAACAUGGUGCCCUUCACCUACCAGCAGCUGGACGUUUUUAAGCGCAAGCUGGACGAGUUCUACCCACAGGGCUACCCCGAGUCCCUGACCCAGAACCUGAGCUACUUCUUCCUCGAGCUCAGCCCCGCGGACAUCCGCAAGUGGAACGUGACAUCGUUGGAAACCGUGAAAUCUCUUCUUCAAGUCAGCAAAGGGCAGAAGAGGGACGCUCAGGUGGCUGCCCUGAUCGCCCGCUAUGUGGCGGGAGGGGGCAAGCUGGACCAGGCCACCCUGGACAUGCUGGCCACCUUCAGGCCCGCAUACCUGUGUUUCCUCAGUCUGGAGCAGCUGCGCUCCGUGCAGCACAGCGUCCUUUGGGCAGCCGGGCCCCAGGACCUGGAUGCAUGCCACCCUCUGCAGAUGGCCGUCCUCUAUCCCCGGGCCCGCACCGCCUUCCAGACUGUGAGUGGGCCUGAGUACUUGUCGAGGAUCAAGCCCUUCCUGGGUGGGGCCUCCACAGAGGACCUGAGGGCUCUCAGUAGUCAGAAGGUGAACAUGGACGUGGCCACAUUCCAGAAGCUGCAGACAGAAGCUGUGCUGCCGCUGACCAUUGCCGAGGUGCAAAACCUUCUGGGUCCAAACCUGGUGGGCCUGAAGGCGGAGCAGGAGAGGAGCCCCGUGCGGGACUGGAUAGUCCGGCAGCAGCAGGAUGACCUGGACAGUCUGGGCUUGGGGCUGCACGGUGGCCUCCCCAAUGGCUACCUGGUCAUGGACCUCAGGCUCCGAGAGGCCCUCUCAGGGGGCGCCCGCCUUGUGGGACCCAGAACAGUGCUCACUGCGAUCCCCACUCUGCUCCUGGCUCUGAUCCCCAAGUGAGGCCACCGUCCUG